This is a messenger RNA of Paramecium tetraurelia, 1455 nucleotides long. RefSeq lists its product as uncharacterized. NCBI's taxonomy places the organism in Eukaryota, Ciliophora, Oligohymenophorea, Peniculida, Parameciidae. The record is from RefSeq and is a predicted model, not a curated record. The transcript is spliced from 6 exons.
AUGAUAUAAAGUUCUACUCGUAACCGUUCUGAACAAUUAAUCUACCAAAGAAGAUCAUAGGAGUAGUAUGUAGGCAAAUUGAACACAAAGCUUCGACAAGAGCAUUACGAGAGAACAUUUGCUGCCUGGGAAAACAAAGGAAAGGAUAUUGCCAACAUAUAAUAUACAAAGAAUAGACUUCAAUAAAUUCGUGCAGAAGCUGAAGCUAAUAAGAAUUAAAGAAGAGAAAAACUAGCUAUUUUACUUAAUGCAGAGCAUGAGCAAUAUCAAUAGGAAAUAAAAGCAAUGGUUGAAACUCCAGAAUAGGUCAAGGAGAGAAUGAUGAAAGAAGUUGCUGAAUUGAAACAAAGAAAGGAGGCUGAAAGAGCUAGAUAAGCAGAUGCAGCAUAUGAUCGUAGAUUUAGAGAAAAUGCUGAUGAACUCAGAAUGGUCAAUUAGCAAUUUAAUGAACUAUAAGCAGUGGCUUAUAGAAAUAUGCAGAUGAUGGAUAAAUAAAAACAGUUGGAGGAUCAAUAUGAGGAGGAAAUGAUAUAUGCAGAAUUGUAUAGAAGGGAGAUACUGAAAAAGGAGAGAUUAGAGAAGGUGAAGGAAUUGGAACAAAAGGCUAAGGUAGAUGAACGAAAUAAGGUGUUGGCUGUGCAAACAAAAAUGAAUGAAGUCAAACAUUAAAAGACUAAGGAAGAAAUUGAAUAGGAAAAAUAAAUGCUGAAAGAAGAAUGGAAACGAGAAGAGGAAAGACAUAAAUAAAGAGAAAAUCAAUAUAUGAAUUAUAAGAAGGAAAUUAAUUCAGAAAUUGCAUUAAAUAAUGAAAAACAAAAGGAAUAUAAAAAACAAAUUAAACAGUAAGAGAAAAUAGAGGACAAAGAAAUGAUUUCUUAAGUACUCUCAAGAGAAGAGGCCAUUAGUAAGAUGGAGUAAGCAGAGAAAUAAAGAUAGAAAGAAGAAACCAGAUAAUUUUUACUUAAUUUUAAGAAUAGAACAAACGAGUAUAGUGUAAAUGAUCAAUUAAAGGAAAGAUUAAUUAAUGAGGAGAACAAUAGACAAUGGGAAACCAAAGAAGCUAAAUGGAAGGCUGAGGAUGAUGCAAGAGUCAAAUUAAUGUACGAAGUUUAUGCUCAAAGAGCUGAGAAUGUGGAAAUAAAAAAGAAAGUAAUUGAAGAUGAGAAGAAUGUUAAGCAGUUGGAUAAGAUGGAACUUCAACGUUAAAUGGAACUGUAUCAAAAGGAAUUAGAGGAAAAGUAGAGAUUAGAAUAGGAAAAAAUAAUGUAAACAAAACACAAUUUAAUAAAUUAAAUGGAUGAGAAAAAACAUAGACAAUAAUUGUUAAGAGAUAAGAAAUAAUAGGAGGAGGAAGCACUUCGAAAAUAAAAAGAGGAAUAUGAUAAAAAAAUAGAAUUAGAAAAGGCCAAAGGUCGUGCUUUGCUCGAUGAACUUAGAAAACAACGACCCUAUUGA